This is a messenger RNA of Lucilia cuprina (Australian sheep blowfly), 1690 nucleotides long. RefSeq names its product eukaryotic initiation factor 4A-III. Gene Ontology annotation, molecular function: mRNA binding; ATP binding; RNA helicase activity. The transcript has 3 exons. The record is from RefSeq and is a predicted model, not a curated record. Lineage: Eukaryota; Metazoa; Arthropoda; Insecta; Diptera; Calliphoridae. The coding region runs from base 166 to 1368 and encodes 400 amino acids. Gene Ontology annotation, cellular component: catalytic step 2 spliceosome; nucleolus.
GUAAACGUCAAAACAAUCUGCAGCGAACCACAUUGUAAAAAAUAAUUCUUUUUUCGUGGCUUGGCAUUAUUUUCAAUUUACAGCAAAAAAUAUAAAAAUAAUUUAAUAAAUUUCUCUUGAAUAUUGUUCGUUAUUGUUAAGAGACUGAAGAAAACAUAAAAUAAAAUGGCUCGUAAAGGUGGAGCACCCGCAGAGGAUUUAUCAAAUGUAGAAUUUGAGACAAGCGAAGAUGUUGAAGUCAUACCCAGUUUUAAUGCUAUGGGUCUUAAAGAAGAAUUACUCAGAGGCAUUUAUGCCUAUGGUUUUGAAAAACCCUCCGCCAUACAACAGCGCAGCAUCAAGCCCAUUGUAAAGGGACGCGAUGUCAUUGCCCAGGCACAAUCUGGUACCGGCAAAACGGCCACUUUCUCCAUAUCAAUAUUACAGAGUCUUGACACCUCACUGCGUGAAACACAAGUGUUAUGUCUGUCACCUACUCGUGAAUUGGCGGUGCAAAUUCAAAAAGUCAUCUUGGCCUUGGGUGAUCUAAUGAACGUACAGUGUCAUGUUUGCAUUGGUGGCACAAAUUUGGGUGAGGAUAUACGUAAAUUGGAUUAUGGUCAACAUAUUGUUAGUGGUACCCCCGGCAGAGUAUUCGAUAUGAUUAAGCGACGUGUUUUACGUACAAGAGCCAUUAAAAUGUUGGUGUUGGAUGAAGCUGAUGAGAUGUUAAAUAAGGGUUUCAAGGAACAAAUCUAUGAUGUAUAUCGUUAUUUGCCACCAGCCACACAGGUCGUUUUGAUAUCGGCUACAUUGCCUCAUGAAAUUUUGGAAAUGACCUCGAAAUUUAUGACAGAUCCUAUUAGGAUUUUGGUAAAACGUGAUGAAUUGACCCUGGAAGGCAUUAAACAAUUCUUUGUGGCCGUCGAACGUGAAGAAUGGAAAUUCGAUACUCUAUGUGAUCUCUACGAUACCUUGACCAUAACACAAGCUGUCAUAUUCUGUAAUACAAAACGUAAAGUCGAUUGGUUAACGGAGAAAAUGCGUGAAGCUAAUUUCACAGUCAGCUCAAUGCACGGUGAUAUGCCGCAAAAGGAACGUGAUGAAAUUAUGAAAGAAUUUCGAGCUGGACAAUCCCGUGUACUUAUUACCACCGAUGUUUGGGCUCGUGGUAUAGAUGUACAACAGGUGUCGCUGGUCAUUAAUUACGAUUUACCCAACAAUCGUGAAUUGUAUAUACAUCGUAUUGGUCGUUCGGGUCGUUUUGGCCGUAAAGGUGUCGCUAUUAAUUUCGUUAAAUCCGAUGAUAUUCGUAUUUUGCGUGAUAUUGAACAGUACUAUUCAACACAAAUUGAUGAAAUGCCUAUGAAUGUGGCUGAUUUGAUUUAAGUUUGCAGAGGUAGUUACUACAUUUGUUACGAUGUAGUUGUUAUUAGAUGAAAUAAUUGUCUAAUACUAUUUAAUCUAUAUUUUAACAUUAGAUUAUAGAUAAACAGAAUUUUUGAAAUUUAAUCAAAAACUAUUGAACAAAAUUAAGCAUUUCGCUAAUAUGUUUUCUUAAUGAAUUCACCUUCUUGUAUGAGAGUAUUUUUUUUACAAGAAAUGCCUAAUUUUAAGAAAAUUUUUUGUCAUUUAUCAAAGAAAUUAAUAACUUUUUUGUAUAAGAACUCGUAUAAUGAUUUUGCUAAAUAAACUAAUUUAAUAAAAUAAA